This is a messenger RNA of Chlamydomonas reinhardtii, 4043 nucleotides long. RefSeq lists its product as uncharacterized. Gene Ontology annotation, biological process: protein phosphorylation. The transcript is spliced from 16 exons. Gene Ontology annotation, molecular function: protein kinase activity; ATP binding. The record is from RefSeq and is a predicted model, not a curated record. Bases 137 to 3109 code for a protein of 990 amino acids. NCBI's taxonomy places the organism in Eukaryota, Viridiplantae, Chlorophyta, Chlorophyceae, Chlamydomonadales, Chlamydomonadaceae.
CCCCCCCCUGGUUAGUAUGGUACUAUGAGCAAGGCUUGGUGCCAACGAAGUGAGUCGACGCAGAACUGAGCCGGGAGCCCUGCACAACAACGAAAAUGACGCAACACGUUUUAUGUGUUUAGUAUUAGUUAUAGGCAUGGUUGCCUGUGACGCAACUGCGCACAACAAAGGCGUCGGUCGGAGGCUCCGCUUGUGCCUUCUAUCUCUUUAUUUUCUGUGCGGUAACUCGCCUACGGAAGCCACAGUCGAAACGCGGGAAGUUCGCGAUGGGCGAACGCUGGUCGAGCAAAUUGCACUGCUUUCCGCGUCCGCCGACGCGGCUGUGGCAGAGCUGGUGGUAACCACCCGGGAGCUGGUGGUUGCUGAAAAUGACUGGAAUGGGUAUGAGCUCCCGCUCAUCCUGCAGCGCAAUUUGACGCUUCGUGGGCCGAGUCGGAGCUCCUGGGCCACAUUAAACCUGGGUUAUGUACAACGGAAGGUGAGACAUGUGCUGCUCGGCAAUGGGGUCGUUGUGGCCUUCCGGUGGCUGGUGCUCACAAACUGGACCACCGGCACCAACACAGGGUCGGGCAUUCAGAUGCUGACUGCAGGGGAUUCGAGCGCAGCUCGCACACAGCUGGUGGAGGAAGCAGCCCUGACAAUCCGUUGGUGCUUUCCGCGUACUGUACUAAUGGCGGCGGUCACAUCGACACCUCGGGCCGAUGGCUCAUCGGAUGCCCAAACAUUCCAGCUGCUCGAUAGGUUGCCGCCAGACCUCGUGAGCGGCGCAGCAGGCGCCACCCUAGUAGGCGCUGGCGACGGCGGCGCCAACGGCACCCUCGGCAGCACCGCCGCCGCCCCUGCCUGUGUGAACGGCACGCAAGGCAGCGUCAGCGGGAACAGUGGCGACGGCGCCGGCGGCACCGUGUCAGCGGUCACCGCGGCAGCGCCGCCGUUGGACCGGUGCUAUGCACUCAUGGGGCUGUUUGUGGACUACAUGAGUAGCGCGUAUGCGCGCAGCCCUUCGGGCAAGCUUGAAAAGUCAGGCAUCACGAUGGUGUACAAGCGGGCGCUGUGGCUUUGCGAGGGUGUCGUUGACGAUGCAUGCAUCCAUGCAUACGGCCCCGUCGGCUGCCUGUACACCUACUUUGGGGUGGGCGUGCAGACGAACGGUAGCGGUGCGGUAGCCACUGCCGCCGGCGCACCUUCAGCCCCAGCACCACACCAAUCUUCGUCAUCGGCGGAUACUGCCGUCGUGGCGGGGGCCGUCGUUGGGAGCGUGGCCGGAGGUCUCCUUAUCGCGGCAGCAGUUUGGGCGAUUGUAGUGCGGCGACGCAACGCGCAGCAGAGGCAGCAGCUGGAGCUGCAACGAAUGGAUUCAGAAGCUGGUGGCGGGCUGACCAAGCUUCCAGGCGACACGGUCGACUUGGAGGAGCAGCAGCACGCGUUUCAUGGGCAGCAGCAGCGACGCGGUUCGGGCAAAGGCGAUGGCGAGCCUGUGUUUCAGCCGAUCAGCACCGGGCAAAGUGAAAGGGACGUCUCGUCGUCUCAGGGCACUGGCUACGAAAAGGUGCUGCUGACGCUGCCGCCGUCUCACCCCGAAAAGUGCCCGUCGCCACCGGCGGCGCAACCGGCUGCACACGCUGCCGAGCUCGGGCAGGAGCUUGCGGCGGCGGAGAUAGUAACAGAGCUCACGCCGCGCCGCCCCAGCGUGUCGCUCGUCACCGCCGACGGCGCCGCCCCGCCAGUUGACCCCGGUGCGCCGGGGCUGAAGGGCAGCGCUCGGCUGGCGGCGCUAACGGCUGCCCUCGACAAGGCGCCGGGGUCAGGUUUUAGCAAAGGGUCCGCUCCGUCGGUUGGAACGCCGACUGGCGGCGGGUUGGUGUCGGCGGCGGCGACAUCGUCGGCGGCGGCAGCGGCCGACUCGCGCCUGCUGCAGCACCAGCAGCCAGAGUCCGAGCAGCAGCAGAGCAGCCAGGCACGGCAGCAGGAACAGGAGCAGCAUCAGUGUGAGGCCCAGCGGCGUGCGGAGCAGGCGGAGGAUGCCACGGGCGUGGCGGCCGGCCUCAACGUCACGCUGGUGCCCAACGGCCUGCUGGGCAAGGGUUCCUUUGGGCGGGUCUACCGAGGCCGUUAUCAAGGGCGCGAAGUGGCUGUGAAGGUGUUCUCCAGCGAAUUUGCAACAGAGGGCGCCAUCAACGACAAGGAGGUGGUAGACAGCCUGUGUGCGGAAGUGGAGGUCCUAAGCCGGGUCGACCACCCAAACAUCGUGAAGCUAUUGGCGGUCUGCCUAACGCCGCCGCGCUUCUGCAUGGUAAUGGAGCUAAUGCAGCUGAACCUGGCGCAGCUGCUGCACGGCGACAUCGGCCGUGUGUGCACCUGCGGCGCGCAGGGCAGCGGCCCCUGCAGCCCCUACUGCCCCAUGAGCAGCCGCGCGUUGCCCCUGGUCAUGGUGCUUGAUAUCGCCAUUGACGUCGCACGGGCCCUGGCGUACCUUCACCCAACCGUCAGCCAUCGGGACCUGAAACCAGCGAACGUGCUGCUGACUUGGUCGGAGAGCGCCGAGGCGCUAGCUGCAUCAGCGCGCAGUGGCGGCAGCGGCAGCGCGGCCAGCGGCGGAGGGCGUCGGCGCCGCAUUGUUGCAAAGCUGUCGGACUUCGGCAUUUCCCGCAUGUCGCACACGCUGCGCGCGACAAUCACGCCAGAGGCCGGCACGCCCGCCUACAUCGCCCCCGAGUGCUUCAACCCAGCCAACUGGCUGGUCAGCUGCAAGAGCGACAUGUACGCCUACGGGGUGCUACUGUGGGAGCUGCUCACAAGCCUGGAGCCGUGGAAGGGCAUCCCUGUGGCGCGCAUCGCCUACCGCGUGGCGCUGCUGCGCGAGCGUCUGCCGCUCGAGCUGGUCGACCAGCAGCGGCCGGAGCCGGUGCCGGCACGCCUGCCGGAGAUAAUCGCGGCAUGCUUUGACGAGGACCCGCAACGCCGGCCCGCAGCCGCGGAGCUGGCAAACGAGCUGGAGGGCAUUCGCGGCGUCGUGUUGGAGCAGCAGCGGCGACGGCUGGAGGCGGAGGCGGCGCAUCGGCACGGCGGCGGUGGCCUGGCUGCCGGGCCGUCGGGGCCGUGGGGUUAAAUUUGCUGAGACAGAUGAAUGAGGAAAUUAGCAUCAGCGACUCGAACGAAUGGGCGGGUCUGGAUGUAGUUGGGUGCGUGCUCAGCUGUGCUGUCAAGCAGGGUGAGCGGGACGGGAAUUUGGGGCGCUUUGUCCAAGACAACAACACGCCGCCGUACCGCUACAGCAUGAAGUGCUGGGCCGGCUUUACAAAACGACGUGAGAUACUAACGAGCCUAGCGUUGUCGGUUAUGCAGGACCUGUGUAAAGGCUGUGACGCCACAGCAUGCAAGCUGUGCGGUGCAUAGGGCUGCAGCAGCCCCCGCCCAGCAUUCAUGCAUAUGCCUGGGGGCGCUGUAUGGCACCGUUCAUCUAAUUUAUGUAGUGCAUUUGCAUCUUGUAGCUUGGGGCGCAUUCGUUCAUUGCGGUAGCUGCGCUCGUGGGCUGUGACGGUGUUGAUGGCCGGCCCACCAUGGAGCCGCAAGUUGGCCCUGACAGGGUAGCGUGUUGUGUGGCAGGCCGUGCAUGGGUGGUUGUGUGUUUGGGGGUUCGCGUUCGGGAGCGGAUUGGUAUGAUUGAUGUUUACUGCGCGUCGUUGAAGACCUUUGCUCGUGUGCGCGCUGUGGCGUGUCCUGGUGCUUGACUCUGCCAGGAGCAACGUGUGUACGGUAUCAGGGUGCGCAAGAGACCAAAAGAUGUGGCCAUGUGGGCAUGUUACAUGGCAUGUAAUGCAAAAGUGCUAUGUUGCACCGCACUCUAAUUGCAAUGGGCAUCCGACUCGUUUAGCAAGUCUGGAACAACGGCCCGCUGAAACCAAGCUGGCUUCAUGAAGAGCUCUACGCCUCUACGUGAGGCACAGGUGCUUAUGCGGUGGAGUCAAGUUGGGCCCUGAUAGCAUGUGAUGGCUCGGCGUCUUCGGGUGCUGGGACUGUCCCCUCUGUAAUAUCCGCACUUA